AUGCUUACAAGGAACUGUUUAUCCCUGCUGCUCUGGGUCCUGUUUGAUGGAGGUCUCCUAACACCACUUCAACCGCAGCCACAGCAGACUUUAGCCACUGAACCAAGAGAGAAUGUUAUCCACCUACCAGGACAACGAUCACAUGUCCACCGAGUUAAACGUGGCUGGGUAUGGAAUCAAUUUUUUGUGCUGGAGGAAUACAUGGGCUCCGAGCCUCAGUAUGUGGGAAAGCUCCAUUCCGACUUAGAUAAAGGAGAGGGCACCGUAAAAUACACCCUCUCGGGAGAUGGCGCCGGCACCGUUUUUACCAUUGAUGAAACUACAGGGGACAUUCAUGCCAUAAGGAGCCUGGAUAGAGAGGAAAAACCUUUCUAUACCCUUCGUGCUCAGGCUGUGGACAUAGAAACCAGGAAGCCCCUGGAACCUGAAUCAGAAUUCAUCAUCAAAGUGCAGGAUAUUAAUGAUAAUGAGCCGAAGUUUUUGGAUGGACCUUACAUUGCUAGUGUUCCAGAAAUGUCUCCUGUGGGUGCCUAUGUUCUCCAAGUCAAGGCCACGGAUGCUGAUGACCCAACCUAUGGAAACAGUGCCAGAGUCGUUUACAGCAUUCUUCAGGGACAACCUUAUUUCUCUAUUGAUCCCAAGACAGGUGUUAUUAGAACAGCUUUGCCAAACAUGGACAGGGAAGUCAAAGAACAAUACCAAGUCCUCAUCCAAGCCAAGGAUAUGGGCGGACAGCUGGGAGGGUUAGCUGGAACGACAAUAGUCAACAUCACCCUCACGGAUGUCAAUGACAAUCCACCUCGAUUCCCCAAAAGCAUUUUCCAUCUGAAAGUUCCUGAGUCUUCCCCUGUUGGCUCAGCUAUUGGAAGAAUAAGAGCCGUGGACCCUGAUUUUGGACAAAAUGCAGAAAUUGAAUAUAAUAUUGUUCCAGGAGAUGGGGGAAAUUUGUUUGACAUCGUCACAGAUGAGGACACACAAGAAGGAGUUAUCAAAUUGAAAAAGCCAUUAGACUUUGAAACAAAGAAAGCUUACACUUUUAAAGUAGAGGCCUCCAACGUUCACCUGGACCACCGGUUUCACUCCGCGGGCCCUUUCAAGGACACGGCCACGGUGAAGAUCAGCGUGUUGGACGUGGACGAGCCGCCGGUGUUCAGCAAGCCACUCUACACCAUGGAGGUUUAUGAGGACACUCCCGUGGGGACCAUCAUAGGUGCGGUCACCGCGCAAGACCUGGACGUGGGCAGCAGCGCCGUUAGGUACCUCAUAGAUUGGAAGAGUGAUGGGGACAGCUACUUUACAAUAGAUGCUACUGAAGGAACCAUCGCCACUAAUGAAUUACUAGACAGAGAAAGCAUCGCGCAGUAUAAUUUCUCCAUAAUUGCGAGUAAAGUUAGUAACCCAUUAUUAACCAGCAGAGUCAACAUAUUAAUUAAUGUCCUAGAUGUCAAUGAAUUUCCUCCAGAAAUAUCUGUGCCAUAUGAGACAGCUGUGUGUGAAAAUGCCAAACCAGGACAGAUAAUUCAGAUAGUCAGUGCUGCAGACCGAGAUCUUUCACCUGCUGGACAACAAUUCUCCUUUAAAUUAUCACCUGAAGCUGCCAUCAAACCAAAUUUUACAGUUCGUGACUUCAGAAACAACACAGCUGGAAUUGAAACCCGAAGAAAUGGAUACAGCCGCAGGCAGCAAGAGUUGUAUUUCCUCCCCGUUGUAAUAGAAGACAGCAGUUAUCCUGUCCAGAGCAGCACAAACACAAUGACUAUUCGAGUUUGUCGAUGUGACUCUGAUGGUACCAUCCUGUCUUGUAACGUGGAAGCAAUUUUUCUACCUGUAGGACUUAGCACUGGGGCUUUGAUUGCAAUCCUUCUGUGCAUUGUUAUACUCUUAGCCAUAGUUGUGCUGUAUGUAGCUCUGCGACGGCAGAAGAAGAAAGACACCUUGAUGACCUCUAAAGAAGACAUCAGAGACAACGUUAUCCAUUAUGAUGAUGAAGGAGGCGGGGAGGAGGACACCCAGGCUUUCGACAUUGGUGCUCUGAGAAACCCAAAAGUGAUUGAAGAUAACAAAAUUCGCAGGGAUAUAAAACCAGACUCUCUCUGUUUACCUCGUCAGAGACCACCAGUGGAAGAUAACACAGACAUAAGGGAUUUCAUUAAUCAAAGGCUACAAGAACAUGAUGUGGACCCCACAGCCCCACCAUAUGAUUCAUUGGCAACAUAUGCCUAUGAAGGCAACGGAUCAGUAGCUGACUCUCUCAGCUCCAUAGAGUCUCUGACCACGGAAGCGGACCAGGACUACAACUACCUAACAGACUGGGGACCCCGCUUUAAAGUCUUGGCAGACAUGUUUGGAGAAGAAGAGAGUUAUAACCCUGAUAAAGUCACUUAG
This is a messenger RNA of Dama dama (fallow deer), 2385 nucleotides long. It is a transcript of the gene CDH12, whose product is annotated as cadherin 12. The transcript has 11 exons. NCBI's taxonomy places the organism in Eukaryota, Metazoa, Chordata, Mammalia, Artiodactyla, Cervidae. Gene Ontology annotation, biological process: homophilic cell-cell adhesion; adherens junction organization; cell-cell junction assembly. Gene Ontology annotation, cellular component: adherens junction; catenin complex; plasma membrane. Gene Ontology annotation, molecular function: calcium ion binding; cadherin binding. The record is from RefSeq and is a predicted model, not a curated record. Bases 1 to 2385 code for a protein of 794 amino acids.